CGAGAAUCAGUUCAGACGUGAAAAUAUUGGACGUUGUCCAGCUAUUCAGAUAUCAUGGCAGAUUCAAAGGACACAGUCGUGAUCCGGCCCGAGUCGCUAUCGGGUUCCGAGAAAAAGCAUGGCGAAGAUCCGGCCGCCAUAAAAGAACGGAUUCUUAUGCACCAAGAAUUGCAGAAGACAGAGCCUCCGGUACUCCCUAUCAUGACUCUAUUCCGUAGGAAGCAGCCGCAGCACAACUUGGACGAGAUUGCGACGCAGCCUUCCGUUUUCGACGACCCGGAGAAAGCGAAGCACUUCCAGCCAACUGAAAAGUACGAGAACUUACACCGGUUCGACCCGAGCGCGAGAUGGACGUGGGCUGAGGAGUUGCCACUCAUUAACAAGCUUGACUGGAAGAUCACGUUGUGGGCGUGCAUCGCAUUUUUUGCCUUGGACCUCGAUCGUGGAAACUUGUCACAAGCAAAUACGGACAAUUUCUUAGAGGACCUAAACUUGUCUACGAACGACUAUAACUUGGGAAAUGUUAUUUUCAAAUUAGCAUUCUUGUGCGCCGAACUUCCAUCACAGUUGGUGAGCAAGAAAGUAGGUCCUGAUCGAUGGAUACCGACAAUUAUGGUGUUAUGGUCUAUUGUGGCAGCUUCUCAAUUUUGGCUGAACAGCAGGGAAACCUUUCUUGCGUGUCGUGUCCUACUUGGGUUGCUACAAGGUGGCUUCAUUCCGGACAUUGUCUUAUACUUGUCCUAUUUCUUUAAGGCAAGCGAAUUGCCUUUUCGCCUGGCCCUAUUUUGGACAACCCUAAAGGUAGUCGAUAUCAUUGCGCCCAUCCUGGCUUUUGGUCUCCUUCGACUCCGUGGCCUCCACGGAUAUGAAGGAUGGAGGUGGUUAUUCUUGAUUGAAGGCCUCUUCACCCUCUCCAUCGGAGUGUGGUCUUGGUUUAUGAUGGCACCAUCGCCUACACAGACUAAAACAUGGUAUCGACCGAAAGGCUGGUUCAGUGAACGUGAAGAGGUCAUAAUGGUCAAUCGUAUAUUGAGGGAUGACCCUUCUAAAGGAGACAUGCAUAACCGUCAAGCGGUUGACUUGAAAGGAUUAUGGAAAUCGCUAUGCGAUUAUGACCUUUGGCCAAUUUACAUUGCCGGACUUGUGUUCGGAAUUCCAGUCGGCCCCCCGGAUCAAUAUCUAACUCUAACGCUCCGAGAUCUUGGUUUCGAUACGUUCAACUCCAAUCUGCUUUCGAUUCCUAGUCAAGUUCUAGGAAUUGUCACGAUGCUUACCUUAACGUACCUCUCCGAGAUGUGGGAUGAGAGGUCGCUCAUGGGCAUGCUCGCGCAGAUUUGGAUUCUGCCUAACAUCAUCGCCCUGGCUGUGAUACCGAGUAAUACAUCUGAGUGGGCAAGAUAUGCUAUAGUAAUAAUUCUACUCUCAUACCCAUAUUCUCAUGCUAUACAGGUUGGUUGGUGUAGCCGGAAUUCUAAUACCGUCAGAACACGCACAGUCUCUGCCGCGGCCUACAAUAUGUUUGUGCAGGUCUCUGGUAUUGCAUAUUCAAACAUCUACCGUGCCGAUGACAAACCUGAAUAUCGCCGCGGAAACAUGCAGCUCGUGGCAGUUUGCGCAGCAAAUAUAGUCAUAUAUAUACUUAUAAAGGCCUAUUAUAUCUACCGUAACAAGCAAAGAGAUAGGGAUUGGAACGCAAUGACCCGCGAGGAGCAAAUGCAUUAUCUCGAAACUACUACAGACCAAGGAAGCAAAAGAAAGGAUUUCAGGUUCGCCCAUUGAUCCAGGCUACUUAGGUAUGAAAGCGAUAUUUCCGCGAAUUCGGUAUCCAAGACAAGAUAUAUACCAUGGAAGUGAUGAAUGGAUUAUGUUAAGAGUCUCUAUGUUAAAGACAACGUGUUACCGGAAAGGGACGGGAUUCCUGCUCAAGCUCUAUCACGCCCGAAAAAUAAAUGUAACUAGGUAGCUCACGCAAUGC
This is a messenger RNA of Daldinia vernicosa, 1975 nucleotides long. Its product is annotated as MFS general substrate transporter. Lineage: Eukaryota; Fungi; Ascomycota; Sordariomycetes; Xylariales; Hypoxylaceae. The record is from RefSeq and is a predicted model, not a curated record. The coding region runs from base 55 to 1779 and encodes 574 amino acids. Gene Ontology annotation, molecular function: transmembrane transporter activity. Gene Ontology annotation, biological process: transmembrane transport. The transcript has 9 exons. Gene Ontology annotation, cellular component: membrane.